AUGCUCCUCCUUCUUGCGCUACUACUAGUAGCCCCCGGCACCUUCGCCGACAGCUUUUCCAACUUGGGCUGUUUCCGCCAAUCAGACCUACUGUCCUACUUGUCCAAGGAGGACUCAUACAUGUACCAGUCCCUGGGCCAUUGCCAACAGGCUUGUGAGGGCAAGGCCGUGGCCGCGUUGAUCGACGGCAAGUCGUGCUACUGCGGUCUGGCCAUCCCGGCCGACAGUCUCCUGGUUUCCAGCUCAAGCUGUGACUCCCCCUGCCAGGGCUACGACAAGGAGAACUGUGGUGGUGACGGCUACUUCGAUGUCUACGUCAAUGCCGAGGCCGACGCCACCACUUUUGGCGCUUCGUCCUCCUCCUCGUCCUCGUCUUCGUCCUCAUCAUCCUCAUCAACAUCGUCAUCCUCCACGACAUCUUCCUCCUCCAGCUCCUCCAGCUCCUCGGAAACAUCAUCUUCGACUUCGUCCUUCUCAUCUUCGUCUGCGGCCGCCUCCUCGACUUCGGAUUCGUCGUCGUCCCUGCAUUCAUCCUCCUCGUCGUCAGAUGACGCCAGAACAAGCACAUUUGUUUCUACAGCUACAGCAAGCGCCAGCGGCGGCGGAUCUUCCGUCGUCGAAAUAACCACAACCGUGCGGUCGUCUCCCUCUGAAUCCUCAGCUUCCCUGUCGGGCACGGCACUGCCAGAGCACAGACAGGCUGAAUCAGGCGGAAAUUCUUUGUCUGGCGGCAGCAUUGCAGGUAUUGUCAUCGGAUGUGUUGCGGGUGUAGCAAUCAUUGCUGGAUUAUUCCUAUUCUUCUGCUGGUGGAGGCGCAGAGACAACGACGACGAUGAUGACGAGCAAUUCUUCGACAUGGGCGGUGCCAACGACAAAUCGUUCAACCUGAUGGCACCUAACCCAUUUAUGGCCGGCGCUGCUCCAGCUGCCCAGGGCACACACACGCAUAAUAACUCCAACACCACCAAGUCGUAUUCGUCCAAUAACGAGGAGGCGUUCUACUACGAGGCUCGACACAAUGAAGAUCCGGAAGGUCCGAACAAUGACUUCUUACGGCCGCCCGAGGAGUUUGGCCGCCGACGGCUUUCAAAUGGGUCGUUGCCCGACAUGGUGCAACGCAACCCUGGCUCCUUGAAGGUUGUCAACACAUAA
This is a messenger RNA of Candidozyma pseudohaemuli, 1152 nucleotides long. It is a transcript of the gene WSC2, whose product is annotated as Wsc2p. Bases 1 to 1152 code for a protein of 383 amino acids. The record is from RefSeq and is a predicted model, not a curated record. The transcript has a single exon. NCBI's taxonomy places the organism in Eukaryota, Fungi, Ascomycota, Pichiomycetes, Serinales, Metschnikowiaceae.